CAGUCUUUUUUAUAACACCAACAAGUAAACAUCAAAAUGUAUAAGCUCAUCAUUUUGCUGUUCGUCAUUACUUUUGUGAACGGUAGGGAGGAUUUCGGAAUGAAGUAUGUAUUGAGGAUAUACGAAGACUGCCAGCAAUCUGACGGCGUAAUACCUUGUCUGAAGAAGAAAGCCAUACUUUUCUUCGAUCGGGCAGCCAGGAUGGAGUCGAUUCCUUUGAUUGAUGGUGUGGAUAUAGUGAGGGCAUCAGACAUGGAAGUUGUCCCUGUCAGCGAAAAUGAUAUUGAAGCAAGUUUACCCAGGAAUUACGAGAGCAAGGAUGGGAUGCUGUCGAGCAUGCUCUGGGAUAGAGUUGCUGCUUUUGCAAAUUCGAGAACCGUCCAGCUGUCAUUACCAAAGAUGUCUGGCCAGGAGCUUAAUAAAGGUAUCGAAGAAGGUCGUGGAAAAAUGAAGAAGAUGAUGGGAAUGAUGAUGAUGGGGGGAGCAAUGAAGAUGGCAGCAAUGAUACCUGUUGCUAUCGCUGGUUUAUUCGUAUUAGCUGGAAAAGCUCUCAUAGUAUCUAAGAUUGCACUGCUUCUAGCAGGAAUAAUUGCACUUAAGAAGAUUGUGGCACAGAAGAAUAUGGGUGGCGGCAGCAGUAGCCACGAAAGCCAUGGCUGGUCCUCUGGAGGCGGCAGCAGCGGCGGGGGUUGGGAUAAAAGAUCAGCAUCAGAGUUAGCCUAUAACGCCUAUAAGACUAAUUAGAAUUACAUUGCCUAACUAAAAGUACAUGUAAAUUGGUUAUAUAAGAAUAGUUGCAAAUGGUUUUCAUAAACAAAAUUACAACCAUAUUUUUUUUUAUAUAAUUUUAAAUUAAUUUCUAAUAAAAACUUUUAUAUCAAAGACACUUCGUUAGAUAAUUCAAUAGAAAUAAAAAAAAUGUAUUUCUAAUUAUGCUCAAUAACAUCAAAGUAAUUAAGUAAGCUUUGUUUUGUAUCGCUUAUACAUAGGUCGUUAAUAUUUAUUUUAGA
Danaus plexippus (monarch butterfly) is the source of this 1010-nucleotide messenger RNA. RefSeq lists its product as uncharacterized. Bases 37 to 744 code for a protein of 235 amino acids. Lineage: Eukaryota; Metazoa; Arthropoda; Insecta; Lepidoptera; Nymphalidae. The record is from RefSeq and is a predicted model, not a curated record. The transcript is spliced from 3 exons.